CCCCGACUCCAGCGCAAUGGGGGCUUGGGUCUUGGGUCCGACGCAUGGGCCGGGGUGACCGCAGUCACUGCCCGUCACAGACCGUGAAGAAGCUCCUGGAAGAACAGAGGCGCCGCCAGCAGCAGCCUGACACCAGUGGGGUGCAGGGCCAGUUCCCACCCCCUGCAACUCAGUCUCUGACCCCCUCUGUGAGUGCCAGGGAGCCUGGUCAUCCUCACUUCCCACCGCAACCCGAGGCAGUGGGUUCCACACCUGUCAGCCUGGCACCCCCCACGACUUUUCCAGACUGGGACCCCAGUACACAUGCAGUCUACACAGACAGCUCCUUCUCCUACCCGGCUUCUGCGGCUGAAGUUUUCCCGACACCAGAGUUCUACCCCAGCUCAGUCCCAGGGCGGCCCUGUCCAUUCUCCCCCGGGAUGGAGGACCCCCUGGAUACCCGGCUUUAUGCAGAGCCCCCCUUGGCACAGGCAGCAUCCUGGAGAGGUUCUGGGCUCCCCUCAGAACCCCCCCAGCUGCCCCCUGUGGUGGCCGGCCCAUCCCUGGAUGCAGCCCGUGCCCACAUGCUGGCUUUGGGGCCCCAACAGCUUCUGUCCCAGGACGAAGAGGGAGACACACUCCUGCAUCUGUUGGCUGCGAGGGGGCUGCGCUGGGCCGCCUACGCUGCGGCCGAGAUGCUCCAAGUGUACAGGCGUCUGGACGUCCGUGAGCAUAAGGGCAAGACCCCUCUCCUGGUGGCUGCCGCUGCCAACCAGCCCCUAAUCGUGGAGGAUCUGCUGAACCUGGGGGCUGAGCCCAACGCCACUGACCACCAGGGACGGUCCGUCUUGCACGUGGCUGCCACCUAUGGGCUCCCAGGAGUCCUCUCGGCCGUGUUCAAUUCAGGGGUCCGGGUUGACUUAGAAGCCAGAGACUUUGAGGGCCUUACCCCCCUCCACACUGCCAUCCUGGCCCUCAACGUUGCCAUGUACCCGCCUGAUCUCUGUCCCCGGAUGCUGAGUCCUCAGGCCCGGGACAGGCUAGCUUGUGUCCAGAUGUUGCUGCAUAUGGGAGCUGACCACACCAGCCAGGAGAUCAAGAGCAAUAAGACAGUCCUGCACUUGGCCGUGCAGGCCGCCAACCCAACCCUGGUUCAGCUGCUGCUGGAGCUGCCGCGGGGGGACCUGCGGGCCUUUGUCAACAUGAAGGCCCAUGGGAACACAGCGCUCCACAUGGCAGCUGCGCUGCCCCCCGGGCCAGCCCAGGAGGCCAUCGUGCGGCGCCUGCUGGCCGCGGGGGCAGACCCCACUCUGCGCAACCUGGAGAACGAGCAGCCAGUCCACCUGCUGCGGCCGGGGCCAGGCCCUGAAGGGCUCCGGCAGCUACUGAAGAGGAGCCGCGUGGCCCCACCCGGCCUGUCCUCUUAGGACUCGAACCCAGACCCUGGACUGAUUUUCCAGUCCCCCACCGUCCCGUAGGACAGCCAGCGUAUGCUAUUGUUGCAGAUCCAUGAUGAUGUAUGUGCAGUGUCCAGCCACUGGGGUCUUACAUUAAAACCCCAAAAUGGCUGUAGGGGGAGACAGUCCCCAAUAUUUGGGGCAAAGUGUACCCCCUUUCCCCUGCCCACCAGGAGCCCCUUAAUGGUUUCUGUGAAAUCGAGGCCCCUUGGUUGUUUCUGAGAAACAUCCCUCCCCCCACAGGGAUCUGUUGGGGUUCCCUCCUCAAACUCAGCUCUUCACCCAUGGAAUCUCAGGUGUGGUUCCUUGACGUUGUUUAGGGUACCCCCCCAAACAGCAUCCCACCAGCACUCUGAAGCUCACCCCCUACCCUGCCCAGGACCGUGCAGGCCUCUGACU
Sorex fumeus (smoky shrew) is the source of this 1835-nucleotide messenger RNA. RefSeq names its product NFKB inhibitor delta (gene NFKBID). Gene Ontology annotation, cellular component: nucleus. The coding region runs from base 45 to 1406 and encodes 453 amino acids. Gene Ontology annotation, molecular function: protein binding. The transcript has 12 exons. Lineage: Eukaryota; Metazoa; Chordata; Mammalia; Eulipotyphla; Soricidae. Gene Ontology annotation, biological process: regulation of gene expression. The record is from RefSeq and is a predicted model, not a curated record.